UUUUAUAUAUUGUCGGUACAUAUUGCUAAUGAUGCCAUGUUUAUACUUUACGUUCAACAUGCCUGCGCAUUAUUCAAAAAUAUAUGUUGCAACGUGAAGCAUAUACGAAGAUCAGAUUUUGGAAUGCUUAAGCCGGAUAUUGCUAAUGAUGAAGCCUAUCAUAUUAUAAUUAAAUACGUCAAAUCCUAUAAAUAUGCUUUAAGAUUUUCCGAUCUUCUAUCAUCUACCUACGCAACGUGCAAUUUUUUCUUAAUAGGAAACGUGAUAAUAGCUUUAAGCUUCAGUGCGGCUGAGUUAAUAAUGGUGGAUAAUCAGUUAGAUGAAAUUAUCAGAAUUAUUGCUGCUAAUGUGGCACAAUUGAUACAUAUAUUUCACUUGAAUUUAACGUCUCAACGACUGAUCGAUCACAGCAGCAAUCUUCAGGAAGCAAUUUAUAGCUGUGAUUGGUACAAAUUAUCACUAAGAUCCAGACAUCUAUUGAGAUUCAUGUUAAUGAGAGCUAUUAAACCAUGUCAAAUAAAAGCUGGUAAAAUAUACGUAAUGUCACUGGAAAACUUUAGCUCGAUAUUACAGGUUUCUAUGUCUUACUUCACUAUGCUUACGUCUAUGCAAGUUUAAUUAUUUAAUAAUAGUUAAU
This is a messenger RNA of Camponotus floridanus (Florida carpenter ant), 637 nucleotides long. Its product is annotated as putative odorant receptor 85d. Bases 37 to 618 code for a protein of 193 amino acids. The transcript is spliced from 6 exons. Gene Ontology annotation, biological process: detection of chemical stimulus involved in sensory perception of smell; sensory perception of smell. Gene Ontology annotation, cellular component: plasma membrane. Gene Ontology annotation, molecular function: odorant binding; olfactory receptor activity. Lineage: Eukaryota; Metazoa; Arthropoda; Insecta; Hymenoptera; Formicidae. The record is from RefSeq and is a predicted model, not a curated record.